AGAGGCGGCGAGGGCGCGCGGACAACCUAUGCGGAGAAUUUCUUUGUUCUUUCUCUUGACAAUCUCGACAUUGGCAGCCCUGGAUAUUCCAGGAGCUUCGCGCUUUUACCGCGCGAGGCCUUCGGGAGCGAUCCGGAGUUUGGCUUGUCACUCCCUUGCACCACCUUGCACUCCCUCCCUGACUGCCUGACUCCCGUCCCGUGAAGUCCCGUCCCGUCGAAGAGGGCAGCCGGCAGAGGAGGAAGAGAGAAGAGAGAUAGAGAGGAGGAGAGGAAGAAGAAGAAACUCGGCCGGAGCCCGAAACAAAUCCGGCAAACUGCCUCUUUUCGCCAUGGAGCUGACGGAGUUAACGAAACACCUGGAUAAGAUCAAUGUCCCGCGUGCCGGCGACAGGAUAUACAAGGACGAGUGCGUUUACUCCUUCGACACGCCAGACACGGCUACCGGCCUCUACGUCAGUCUCACCACCUUCCUGGGCUUCGGACGGGAGCAUGUCACCCGGUAUUAUGAGAACACCGGCAAUCCUGUGUACCUUCAUAUUAAGCGUACUAAGAAGGAGAUUCCGUCUGAGGAGCAGGGAGAUGGACCUGAGAAGAAAAUCACGCGAUUGGCGAUAGGAACAGUUGGUGGAUUCAUGCCUGAUCAGCAGAAGUAUAUCUAUGAGGAGACCUACCAGAUAGUCAUUUUACCUGAUUUCCUUACUAUCGCUUAUCCCACGAGCGAUCUGCCCGAAAAGGUGGAACAGGCAGUUAAAACUGUAUUACAAAUGGAAGGCGCAUGGGCAGUGGCACAGGUAGAAGCCGUAGCUAACAUGUGGGACGGAGAAGUCAGGACGGAGUCAAAACACGCCGCGACUCUGAAACAGCUGGACAACGGUAAAAAAAUCCCGCCUAGUGGUUGGAAGUGCGAAAAAUGUGAUCUCACGCAGAAUCUCUGGCUUAAUCUGACCGACGGCAGCGUACUGUGCGGUCGCAAGUUUUACGACGGAAGUGGCGGCAACGGUCAUGCCGAGGAACACUACCGCGCAACCGGUUAUCCUCUAACCGUGAAACUAGGCACGAUCACGAAGGGCGGUAAGGCCGACGUGUUCUCGUACGACGAGGACGACAUGGUGGAUGAUCCAAAUCUGGCAGCGCAUCUAUCGCACUGGGGCAUCAACAUCUCACAGAUGGAGAAAACGGACAAGUCGAUGAUUGAACUGGAAUUGGAUCUUAAUCAAAAGUUCGGCGAAUGGGUCUCCCUUCAGGAAGCGGCCAGCAAAUUAACACCGUUGUACGGUCCCGGCUACACCGGACUGACCAAUCUGGGAAAUUCCUGUUACCUGAACAGCGUCAUGCAAAUGCUGUUCACUAUUCCUGAUUUCGUUAAAAGAUAUGUGGAGAAAGCGCCAAGAAUAUUCGCUAGUAAUUACAACGACCCGGCGUCGGACAUUAAUGUUCAAAUGGCGAAAUUGGGUAUCGGCUUACUCUCUGGUAAAUACUCGGAUCAACCGAGCAAAUCCGGCACGGACGACGAGUCGCGGCAAGGUAUUCCGCCACGGAUGUUUAAGGUCCUGAUCGGUCGCGGAAACGCUGAUUUCUUCUCAAAUCGACAACAAGAUGCUCAGGAAUUUCUUCUUUACCUGAUUAAUUUACUCAAUCGCAACAAUCGACACGAGGUGUGUCCCACGGAAUGUUUCAAAUUCAAAGUCGAGGAGAGAUACCAGUGUGGCAAAUCCAACAAAGUCAAGUACACCAGUCGGCCGGAAUACAUCCUGCCACUGCCGAUACCAUUGAACGCGGCUGUGAAUAAGGACGAGGUAGCUGCAUACGAGGCUCAGAAGAAGGAAGCCGAGGCGAAAGAGCAGAAGCUAGAUUCCAGUACUAUCGUGAGACCCCGUAUAAAAUUGUCGUCAUGCCUCGAAAGUUUCAGUCGCACGGAAAUUGUGGAACAGUUUUACAGUUCGGCAUUGAACGAGAAGACGAUAGCACACAAAACCACCAGACUGGCCAGCUUUCCGGAUUACUUGCUGAUCCAUCUAAAGAAGUUCACCAUGAAGGAAGACUGGACGUCCAUCAAGCUGGACGUAGCGGUAGAGAUGCCAGACACAGUGGAUCUGAGUUUUCUACGUGGAAACGGUUUGCAGCCCGGCGAGGAACUGUUGCCGGACGGUGUUAAACCACCGCCGCCUGUCUACGACACGGUUCUUCUGAAGGAAUUGACGGAUAUAGGCUUUUCACCAAACGCGUGCAAGCGAGCCCUGUACUUCACGGAGAACCGCAGCCUCGAGGCCGCGACCAAUUGGGUGAUGGAGCACAUCGCAGAUUCCGAUUUCGACGAGCCAUUCGUGCCACCAGGAGUCGACGUUAAGUCUGGCGAAGACAAGUUUGUGGCAGAUCGAGCUGCUUUGGAAAUGGUGAUGAGCAUGGGCUUUACGCGGGAGCAAGCAACGAAGGCACUCAAAGCGACCAACAAUAAUCUGGAGCGUGCGGCCGAUUGGAUUUUCAGUCACCAAGCCGAGCUCGACGCCCCGGAAACGGACGGUACCGCGGCGCCAACGAAGGAGUCAUUCAAAGACGGAAGCAGUCGAUACAAAUUAGUGGGCUUUAUAUCGCAUAUGGGCACAUCGACGAUGGUAGGCCAUUACGUUUGUCACUUGCUGAAGGAAGACCGAUGGGUGAUAUUUAAUGACGAAAAAGUCGCUUUAUCGGAAAAUCCGCCGAAAGAGUUAGGAUACAUCUACAUGUAUCAACGGAUUGACUAGUGUAACUGCUGUUUUGUAUAAAGAUGUUGCUUUUCAACAAUAAAAAAAUAAUACAAAUGGUUUUUAUAUUA
Messenger RNA from Temnothorax curvispinosus, 2814 nucleotides. It is a transcript of the gene Usp5, whose product is annotated as ubiquitin carboxyl-terminal hydrolase 5. The record is from RefSeq and is a predicted model, not a curated record. Gene Ontology annotation, biological process: protein deubiquitination. Bases 332 to 2743 code for a protein of 803 amino acids. NCBI's taxonomy places the organism in Eukaryota, Metazoa, Arthropoda, Insecta, Hymenoptera, Formicidae. Gene Ontology annotation, molecular function: zinc ion binding; cysteine-type deubiquitinase activity; protein binding. The transcript is spliced from 13 exons.